Messenger RNA from Acanthosepion pharaonis, 582 nucleotides. The record is from the annotation of a GenBank genome assembly. NCBI's taxonomy places the organism in Eukaryota, Metazoa, Mollusca, Cephalopoda, Sepiida, Sepiidae.
AUGUGCACCGCGCCAAAUAUGUCCUCAUCCAUCUAUUUUACAGUUGGAGAUCUAUUUUCAAUAUCUAUCUAUUCAUUUCAAUGUUUUCAUUCUCUAUCUAUCUAUCUUAAUUUUUUCAUUAUCUCUUUCAAUGUUUUAUCUAUCUAUCUAUCUAUCUAUCUAUCUAUCUAUCUAUCUAUCUCAGUGUUUUCAAUAUUUAUCUAUCUAUUUAUUUCAAUGUUUUCAAUAUCAAUCUAUCUACACAUUUCAAUAUUUUCAUUAUGUAUCAAUUUGAAUGCUUUUAUUUAUUUCAGUGUUUUCUUUCUUUAUCUAUCUAUCUAUCUAUCUAUCUAUCUAUCUAUCUAUCUAUCUAUCUAUCAAUCUAUCUAUCUAUCUAUAUCUAUUUCAAUUGUUUUCAAUUACAAUCUAUCUACACAUUUCAAUAUUUUCAUUAUGUAUUUAUUUGAAUGUUUUUAUUUAUUUCAAUGUUUUCAUUAUCUAUCUAUCUCAAUUUGUUCAUUAUCUAUUUCAAUGUUUUAUCUAUCUAUCUAUCUAUCUAUCUAUCUAUCUAUCUAUCUAUCUAUCUAUCUAUCUAUCUCAUGA